UCUCCACCGAUUUAGUCGCUGUCUGGAUGAACAUCAAUAUCUCUAAGCUUCCUUCGUCAACAAGUGUGUGUGUGGCUUUGUGUCUGUUGUAACUGGUCUUAAUCAAGCCCACCAUGGCCUCUGAUUCCGAGGAUGGAGACUUGAAUCUCUUUGCAGAGCCCGAAGGUUUCUAUCAACCCGAAAAGAGUGCCACAUAUGCCCCUUAUACCAUGCUUUCUGGACAGGAGCUGCAAGUGCGUCUAGUUGGACACAAUCCGCUUUGGGGUCACCUCCUCUGGAAUGGCGGCCGUACUCUCUCAAAAUAUUUCGAGCACAACAUCCCAACGAUAAAAGGAAAGACAGUCCUUGAACUGGGCGCUGGCGGUGGACUCCCAAGCCUCAUUUGUGCCAUCUCUGGAGCUAGUCAAAUCGUCGUGACCGACUACCCUGAUGCCGACCUUAUCGACAACCUCCGCCACAACAUUACUAAUUGCAGCUUAUUACCUAGCACGUCAAAUAUUCAUGCUGAGGGCUAUCUUUGGGGAGCAGAUGUUGAUAAGCUGACGGCUCACUUGGCUCAAUCUAGCGGAUCCAAACGCUUCGACGUCUUGAUUCUCGCUGACCUCCUUUUCAACCAUUCUGAACACGCCAAGCUUGUCAAGAGCAUUCAAGAUACCCUGGAGCAUUCUCCUACAGCCACGGCUUUUGUGGUGUUCACGCCAUACCGCCCCUGGCUGCUCCAAAAAGACCUGGCCUUCUUCGAUCUCGCUCGUGAGAGCGGCUUUACCGUCACUAAGAUUUUUGAGAACAUCAUGGACAAGGUCAUGUUUGAGGAAGAUCGUGGUGAUGAGCUUCUCAGGCGUACAGUCUAUGGCUAUGAGAUCAAAUGGGCGGACGCUUCUUGAUCUUCCUCCGAAAAACAAGCCAUGGCUAGGAUAACGACGAUGUAAAGGCUUGGUCUGACCAGCGUGCAAAGGAGAAGGGUAAGAGUGCAUGUUGAUUCGGCAGAGUGUCGACUGCAGUCCCUGAAGCAGGUCAAAAACGGCGACCGUUGGCCAACGCCCAAUUUGACUAUAAUCCUGCUGGCCAUUCCAGUGGUAAUUGUGACUUAAAAGUCAUGCGAGUAGGACCCCGCAAUACCAGGCCGCCUUGAAUAAUUAGGAUAAUGAGACAUCUACUACGAACGCCCUAGCUGUGGUCUUUAGCUGCGAUAAAGAGAGAAUGCUCUCCACGUUGAUGAGAUUGAGCGAAAGCAGAACCGAUAGCAGAACCCACAAGAUAGAGACUAUUUAUUGAAAACACUGCCG
This is a messenger RNA of Mytilinidion resinicola, 1286 nucleotides long. RefSeq lists its product as uncharacterized. Gene Ontology annotation, biological process: peptidyl-lysine dimethylation. NCBI's taxonomy places the organism in Eukaryota, Fungi, Ascomycota, Dothideomycetes, Mytilinidiales, Mytilinidiaceae. The record is from RefSeq and is a predicted model, not a curated record. Gene Ontology annotation, molecular function: protein-lysine N-methyltransferase activity. The transcript has 4 exons. Bases 114 to 884 code for a protein of 256 amino acids.